This is a messenger RNA of Balaenoptera musculus (blue whale), 1900 nucleotides long. RefSeq names its product WD repeat containing, antisense to TP73 (gene WRAP73). Lineage: Eukaryota; Metazoa; Chordata; Mammalia; Artiodactyla; Balaenopteridae. Gene Ontology annotation, molecular function: protein binding. Gene Ontology annotation, cellular component: microtubule organizing center; MWP complex; mitotic spindle. The coding region runs from base 65 to 1417 and encodes 450 amino acids. The transcript is spliced from 12 exons. The record is from RefSeq and is a predicted model, not a curated record. Gene Ontology annotation, biological process: protein localization to mitotic spindle pole body; microtubule anchoring at mitotic spindle pole body; mitotic sister chromatid segregation.
CGGAGGGGCGGUUGCGGCGGGCCGGGCGGGCUGAGUUUCGCGGGCGUGGGGUACAGCGGCUGCCAUGAACUUCUCCGAGGUGUUCAAGCUCUCCAGCCUGCUCUGCAAGUUCUCCCCGGACGGCAAGUACCUGGCUUCCUGCGUCCAGUACCGGUUAGUGGUCCGGGAUGCGAACACCCUCCAGAUCUGCCAGCUGUACACGUGCCUGGACCAGAUCCAGCACGUCGAGUGGUCGGCCGACUCGCUCUUCAUCCUGUGCGCCCUCUACAAGCGGGGGCUGGUGCAGGUGUGGUCUUUGGAGCAGCCAGAGUGGCACUGCAAAAUAGACGAGGGUUCGGCAGGGCUGGUGGCUUCCUGCUGGAGCCCCGAUGGGCGCCACAUCCUCAACACGACGGAAUUCCACCUGCGGAUAACCGUCUGGUCCUUGUGCACAAAGUCCGUGUCCUACAUCAAAUACCCUAAGGCUUGUCAGCAGGGAAUAACCUUUACCAGGGACGGCCGCUACCUGGCGCUGGCCGAGAGGCGGGACUGCAAAGACUACGUGAGCAUCUUGGUCUGCAGCGACUGGCAGCUGCUGCGGCACUUUGACACGGACACGCAGGACCUGGCCGGGAUCGAGUGGGCCCCCAACGGCUGCGUGCUGGCCGCCUGGGACUCCUGCCUGGAGUACAAGAUCUUGCUCUACUCCCUGGACGGCCGGCUGCUGUCUACGUUCUGUGCUUACGAGUGGUCCCUGGGCAUCAAGUCCGUGGCCUGGAGCCCCAGCAGUCAGUUCCUGGCAGUCGGGAGCUACGACGGAAAGGUGCGGAUUCUUAACCACGUGACUUGGAAAAUGAUCACAGAAUUCGGGCAUCCCGCAACCAUUAAUAAUCCCAAAAUAGUGGUGUACAAGGAGGCCGAGAAGAGCCCGCCACUGGUGCUGGGCCGCCUGGCCUUCCCUCCGCCCAGAGCAGCGGCUGGGCCGCUGUCCUCCACGGAGAGCAAAUACGAGGUCGCCUCGGUGCCGGUCUCCUUACAGACUCUGAAGCCUGCCCCCGACAGAGCCAACCCCAGGAUCGGCAUUGGGGCGAUGGCCUUCAGUCCUGACAGCUGCUUCCUGGCGACGAGGAGUGACAGCGUCCCCACCGCCGUCUGGAUCUGGGACAUCCAGAAGCUGAGGCUGCUCGCGGCGCUGGAGCAGCUGUCCGCCGUGCGCUGCUUCCAGUGGGACCCGCGGCAGGCCCGGCUGGCCAUCUGCACGGGGGGCAGCAAGGUGUACCUGUGGUCGCCGGCGGGCUGCGUGUCGGUGCAGGUGCCCGGGGAAGAUUUUAAGUGUCUUUACUACAAGACCGAAAGCAAAGGCUCAGGACCCAGGCGGAGUUGUGAGGCAGCCUUUCGAUGUGGACAGGCCCCCGCAUCCGAAUCACGGCCAUGCUGACCACAGCCACGCCAGAGUCAGAAAGGAGGAGGAGGAACCGGCGGGCCAGCAGUUAAAUCAUCAACAGACGCUCCCAGGCAGACCGCUCAGCCGUGGACGGGAACGACGACUUCCCCCGGGCUGGUGUCCAGGGGUGAGCUGUGUCAGGAGACUCUGACGGGGUUCCUUUUCAAAAGUGCAUUCUUUACGAGCAAACUAAGCAAUUCCCUUUUUAAAUAUGAAUAUGACAAUACAAACUUAACAGAGUUGAUAAAAUUGUGUGCAAAGAACUUAUCAAUGUGACUUUCUCAGACUAAUGACCUGUCUUAAAAUGAUUUUCUGUAAACCUUUUUGGGCCUGGGAAAGAUGCCAUAAGUAUUAUUAACACAAUAUAGAUGAAUUUUAGAAAAAGUGUGACUUUAGGCCGAACACAUAUUUCCACAAAAGCCAGUGUCUGCUCAGGAGCUGACAAGGCAGACCUUCUCUUGAUGAGCUCGUGCCUGC